Fragaria vesca subsp. vesca is the source of this 2691-nucleotide messenger RNA. RefSeq names its product ATP-dependent DNA helicase Q-like SIM-like. Gene Ontology annotation, cellular component: cytoplasm; chromosome; nucleus. The record is from RefSeq and is a predicted model, not a curated record. Bases 1 to 2682 code for a protein of 893 amino acids. NCBI's taxonomy places the organism in Eukaryota, Viridiplantae, Streptophyta, Magnoliopsida, Rosales, Rosaceae. Gene Ontology annotation, molecular function: four-way junction helicase activity; 3'-5' DNA helicase activity; nucleic acid binding. Gene Ontology annotation, biological process: double-strand break repair via homologous recombination. The transcript has 15 exons.
AUGCAUAAUAUGAAUGGCAAUGGCGUAUCAGGCGAUGAAGUCAUUGCAAAGCUGCUUGAAAUGGGAUUCGAGAAUUCCAGUGUAGUAGAAGCUGUGAAAGAAGUUGGGCCGUCUUUUGAUGUUGCAUUGGAGUUUAUACUGAAUGGUUGUUGUAGAAGCAAUCAGAGAGCAUCUAGUAGUUCCACUAGCAAGGCAAAGGCUCCUGGGAAAAGAGCUUUGCCCUCCUCGAAACCGUUGGGACAGAUUCGGCAGUCUAGCAUACUGGAUCAUUUCCAAUCCUCAAGUGCACCUAAGCGGAGGAAGACUGAUGUGGUACCUGAUGUACCAGUUUUCGGGUCAGAAAGUGUACAUGGUUCUGUAGACCAAUGUGUGGAGGUUUUAUCAGAAUUGCCUUCGGUUGGUUGCCUGGACAUUGGUUCAGAUUGGGAGAAGAAAGCUGAGAGUCUCUUGCAAAAGCAUUUUGGUUUUUUUUCAUUAAAACCUUUCCAGAAGGAGGUGUUAGCUGCUUGGUUGGCUCACAAAGAUACACUUGUUCUUGCGGCAACAGGAUCUGGUAAAUCUCUGUGUUUCCAGAUUCCAGCAUUGUUGACUGGGAAGGUAGUUGUUGUGAUUUCACCAUUAAUAAGCUUGAUGCACGAUCAGUGCUUAAGGCUGGCAAAACAUGGGGUUUCUGCUUGCUUCCUUGGAUCUGGGCAACCUGACAGUACCGUGGAAAAUAAAGCAAUGAAAGGCGUGUACAACAUAAUAUAUGUUUGCCCCGAGACAAUCUUAAGGCUGAUAAAACCACUCCAGAAUUUGGUAGAAAUCCGUGGGAUUGCUCUUUUUGCAAUUGAUGAAGUCCAUUGUGUUUCGAAGUGGGGCCAUGAUUUUCGGCCUGACUACAGGAGAUUGUCUGAGUUGCGAAAGAACUUCAGUGCUAGCAAUUUAAAAUUCUUAGACUUCGAUAUACCACUGAUGGCAUUGACUGCUACUGCAACAAUUCAGGUUCGUGAAGACAUUCUUAAUUCAUUGUCCAUGUCAAAGGAAACAAAAGUUGUGCUUACUUCAUUUUUCCGGCCAAAUCUAAGAUUCAGGGUACAGCAUAGUAAAACAUCAACAUCAUCAUAUGAGAAUGAUUUCCUUGACCUGAUAGACAUGUAUAUGGACAAGAGAGGAAAAGGUGAAAAGAAACAAUUGAUCACCUCAGAAGAAGUAAAUGAAGUGCUGGACAGCUCAUCUAACAGUAGUGUGUCAGAGGCUGAUUGCAAUUCAGAGAAUGAGUUGGACAAUAUUGAGGAUGGUAAUUAUGACAGGUUUGAUGAAGCAAAUGCACUCCAGGAAAAUGGUUCAAGUGCUUCAAAGGGAAGGGAACUGUCAGUUGACUACUUGGAGAAUGAAGUUGAUGUCUUUCAGAGUGUGGAUGAUUGGGAUGUUAGCUGUGGUGAAUUCUGUGGACUACCUCUUUGUGAGGACAUGAAUACUAGAAAAGAAACUACAUCUGAUGUACUUGAAUUACCAAAUCAACCGGAAGAAAGACUGAGAUUUCUGCAGCAGCCUCUAGAGAAAGGAUCAACUAUCAUAUAUGUUCCUACAAGAAAACAAACGUUGAAAAUUGCAACUUAUCUUUGUAGGUGUGGAUUGAAGGCUGCUGCCUAUCAUGCAGGGUUGCCAAAAUCACGUUUAAGGCAGGUUCACAAGAUGUUUCAUGAAAAUACAAUAGAGGUUGUCGUGGCAACAAUUGCUUUUGGAAUGGGAAUUGACAAGUUAAAUGUCCGAAGAAUCAUUCAUUAUGGUUGGCCACAGAGUUUGGAAGCAUAUUAUCAAGAAGCAGGUCGAGCAGGAAGGGAUGGAAAGUUAGCUGACUGCAUUUUAUUUGCAAAUCUAACAAGAGCACCAUCACUUUUGCCGAGUCGAAGAAGCGAAGAGCAGACAAAGCAAGCAUAUAGAAUGUUGUCUGAUUGUUUCAGGUAUGGAAUGGCUUCCUCGUGCUGUCGGGCUAAAAAGCUUGUGGAGUACUUUGGGGAGGAUUUCAGUCAUGACAAGUGUCUCUUGUGUGAUGUCUGUGUUACCGGACCUCCAGAAAUGCAGAAUUUCAGGAAGGAGGCAGAUGUCUUAUUGCAAGUUAUUGCUGCUCAUGAUAGACAGGGCAGAUACAAGAAUAAUGAUAUCAUCAGUAAUGAUAUUAGACGUGAGAGCUAUACGGGGAGACUCAAUCUCAGAAUGAUUGUCAGUAAAAUAAGAGAGCAGUCUCAGCAGUUUAUGGCAACUCAGCUGCUUUGGUGGCAAGGUCUUCUCCGGAUUAUGGAAGGUAAAGGGUUUGUCAGAGAGGAAGAUGAUAAGACACAUGUUCAAUUGAAGUUCCCCAAGCUAACAGAACUUGGCCUGGAGUUUCUACUAUCCGAAAAGGAGAAAAGUUUCUAUGUUCACCCUGAAGCAGAUAUGCUGCUCUCGGCAAGCAUGCCCAAAUCUUUCUCUACUUUCUCAGAGUGGGGAAAAGGCUGGGCUGAUCCUGAGAUUCGAUGUCAGCGGUUGGAGAGUUUUCAACACAACAGAAGCCCACAAAGCUCCUUUGGUAAAAGAGGAAAACGAAAAUCACGAAAGCAACGAACGAGAAAGUCAAGUGCUAGUAGUCAAAGUGUUAGAACUGUUAGAGGUAGAAUAGAGGCUAAACUCUCCAAACAAAGUAUCAGACCAAGGUCAUAGAAUGAUUAA